GCACAGUGACACCUGCUUAAUCACACCUGUGCACCUCUGAUGCUCAUACUGCCGCCAAACUCAAAGACCAGAAUGCAUACUCCAGCAUUAACUCUCAUGGUCCUUACCGCAGUCCUCUGGGGCGACACAGAAGCAUUUUCAGAUGCAGCUGUGGACUGCUGUCUGACCACCAAGGACACACGCAUCCCCGUGCAAAUCGUUGCAUCAUACGUUCAUCAGACCACAGACAGCGGUUGCCCAAUCCCAGCGACUGUAUUCAUCACAAAGAAGCACAAGAAACUCUGUGCACCUCCAGAGGAGAAACACAGCUGGAUCAGCAAGAUUAUCUCACUCCUGGACAAAAAGAGAAAAUCACAUCAGUAGGACUAGACGGGAAGUGACCACGAUGACCCACUUGACAAACUGAGGACCAAACAGGAAGUGACAAUGAUGCUCCUGUAUCUGCAACGAUGACUUAAUCAUUCAUAUGUGAUCCUAAACAUGCAUACUUAUAAAUUCAUCAAGCUCAUGGCAUUGAAACAUUGUACAAAUGAAUAAAAGACUGGAAUUUCAAACCUGAUAUGUUGACUGUAAUAUGUCAUUUACUGAAAACGUAUGUGUUUUGUACUGUACUGUCUUACUUUAGCGAUUUUGAGCCUUACUUGUAAGCUAUGUUCAGGAAAUUAAGCUUUUGGGAAUGUAUGUCAAAUGGUUUGUUUUAAACUUUGCUGAUUCAUUUUUUUAAAUAAAACAAUUUGAGUGAAUCUCUA
Molecule: messenger RNA, 749 nt
Organism: Triplophysa rosa
Lineage: Eukaryota; Metazoa; Chordata; Actinopteri; Cypriniformes; Nemacheilidae
Gene: ccl19a.2
Product: chemokine (C-C motif) ligand 19a, tandem duplicate 2
Exons: 4
Coding region: 40-363 (107 amino acids)
Biological process (GO): G protein-coupled receptor signaling pathway; cellular response to interleukin-1; neutrophil chemotaxis
Cellular component (GO): extracellular region
Molecular function (GO): chemokine activity; CCR chemokine receptor binding
Source: RefSeq, a predicted model, not a curated record